AAGAAGAGAAGAGAUAUGAGAUGAUGAGGUGGGAAGUGGAGAGAACAUUAAGAAAGCAGAGAGUGAGUGAGUAAGAGAGCCACCAUCGUCCUCGUGGGCUCACGCACUUCGUCACGGCGGUCAACCCCUUUCCUCCUCCCUUCAUUUACGCCUUUUCAUGAGAGACGUGUCCCUCUUUUAUUUCACGUUAUCACUUUCCUUCUUCCAUUAACCUCCCCACCAUCCCCUCCUCCUCCUCCUCCUCUCUCUCCCCCCCCCCUCUCUCAUAUAUAUAUAUAUAUAGAACUACACUUCGCUUUCGGGCGCGUCUUACCAUCUAAUGAUUCAUUGUUCAGGUUUAUAAAUUCUUAUCCUCUACUUGCCCUCCAAGUGUUCGAUAAAUUUCCCCACUGGUUUCUGGUUUCAUACCUUAUGGACGAUUUGCUGUGCCAUGAGACAUGGCUUUCGAGACCCCUGAACGCCCAUGACUUCCAUGAUGAUGAUUCUUCUAAUGUUGAACUACCCUUGUUCAGAUAUAGUGGUUGUGAUUAUAAGUAUGAGAAUGAAGAGUUUGAGUGGGCUUUUUGUGUGUGCAUCGAGAAGGAGGUCUCUCUCAUGCCUGAACCUAAUUAUGUCCACUAUCUCUAUUCCAACAAUUUGAUUCCUGCUAGGGUAAGAGUCAUUCAAUGGUUUCUCAAGUGUAGAAGUCGCCUUAAUCUUUCUUUUGGAACAGUCUUCUAUGCGGCCAAUUACCUAGACCGAUUUAUAUCUAUUUGUCAAUGCAAUGAUUGGAAAUAUUGGAUGGUUGAAUUGCUGUCGAUUACGUGUCUAUCAACUGCGAUAAAGUUUAAUGAGACAUCAGCAUUCAGCUUGCAUGAAGUUCAGAUGGAGAGCUUGGAUCAUUCGUAUGAAUCAAACACAAUCCUGAGAAUGGAGCUGAUACUGUUACAAGCAGUAGGGUGGCGCCUUAACACUGUGACACCUUAUUCCAUCGUAGAAACCGUAGUCUGCUAUGUUCCCUCGUCCUUGAGACCCAAUCUUCAUGAGAAUAUCAUGUCACGAGUCACCAAACUGCUUCUUCAAGCUACUUUAGAUCUGAGAAUGAUGGGGUUUAGGCAAAGCGUUGUUGGAAUAUCAGCACUAUGGUGCAGUUUAGAGGAGUUAUAUCCCGCUGUGUCUGAUGCUUUCAUUGCUUACAUAAUGAAAUUACUCAGUCAAAGUCAGAAGGAGGAUCUCAUUAAGUGUCACAAGAUUAUGGACAUUAUUUCAACAACUUUAGAGGACAGUUAUGGCCAUCACUAUUGCAGCCUUUCUAAGAGCCCAACCACUGUUCUUUGAUUAAACAUAAUUAAAAUGGAGAUUAUGAUUCCAUUGUUGGAAGGUCGAGAUAAUAUAUUGUUAUAGCGGGGCACGAAAUAAUCUUCAAAUAACAUGAAUGUAUUUAAGCUUACGGUCCACACUUUAGUCUCAAGUAGUCCCUUGUUUUAUUUAUAAGUUAAUUAUCUAAUUCUCACAUUUUUGUGUGUGCACACGUUAAAAGCAUGUAAUUAAGAGCCAUGUUGGAAUAAAUCAGUAUUCUAUUGCUCCUUUUGUUUUAUGAAUAUUUCUAGGGCAGACUAAUUCAAAAUAUCACUGGUGCCAAAAUGUAAUAGAUCUAAUUCUAUUACCGUUUUUUUUUUUCUUUUUUUGCCUAAAAAUUAAACUGUCUUAAGAGUGGAGAAUAUAUAAAAAGAAAUAAGAAUAGAACCCUUUCGUUACAGUUUAGUUUAACCUUGGCAAUUGAAACUGAUGGUGCUAUUUGAGCUCUGCCUUCUUUGUAUAAAAUCAUUUCUUGAGCGGCCAUCUGCAUGACUUUGACCAAUAUUCAUCUAUAUUAGGCAUUUCUUUUUAUAAAUUGUACAAUACUCAUCCAUUAACUUAUGGAUAAUACCAUUUCAUGUAAUUUUUUAUAUUUAUUGAUGAUAUUGAUAAGACUUGCAUUGACAAGAAAUCAAUGAAUGAGAAUUUGGAUAUGCCAAUAUUAAUUAUAAGUUUUUUUAAAUAAUUUAAUCUUUCUAGAAAAUCACCAACGUAAUUUCUCCGCGUAUUAUUCAAUUUUGUUUUAAUCUGUGACCUUUCU
Molecule: messenger RNA, 2098 nt
Organism: Prosopis cineraria
Lineage: Eukaryota; Viridiplantae; Streptophyta; Magnoliopsida; Fabales; Fabaceae
Product: putative cyclin-D7-1
Exons: 6
Coding region: 412-1317 (301 amino acids)
Biological process (GO): mitotic cell cycle phase transition; regulation of cyclin-dependent protein serine/threonine kinase activity
Cellular component (GO): cytoplasm; nucleus; cyclin-dependent protein kinase holoenzyme complex
Molecular function (GO): cyclin-dependent protein serine/threonine kinase regulator activity
Source: RefSeq, a predicted model, not a curated record